AUGCUCGAAGGUAUACAUGUUGAUUCAGUCGGACUUUUUGAGCAUGGGAACCGGAACAAUAGCCGCAGAUUCCGUGCUCUUGAAAAACAGCAUAAAGUAUUCAAUUAUCUACUUUCUGCUUUAUCCAAAGCAAAUAUAAAUCCUAAAGACAUUGUCCAGUAUGUCAUUGGCGCUUCCUCAACACGAAAUUAUCCCAAGGACAGUGUCGUCAAUGUGCUGCUACCGUCCGACUUAUUUUACUAUCAGGCAUCGCAGUGGUCGAGCACGGGCCAUACUCAUGGUGAUGUUUGUGAGAGUAUACUCUUCAAACUAGAUGGUGGCAUAUGCAUAGUCACCCAUGUUGAUAUUCAGCCUUUUCAAGUGCGCUCACAUGAAGGAGAUUUGAUAUUCUCAGCAAGCUCGGUCCGAUUUAAAAUGGGACAAGCUAGCUUCCCUAGAUCUUUGAACAUCAAUGUAGCCAACUUGCCAUUAAACCAUAUAAAUGACGAAUGGUGCACAUGGCGAUAUACGUCUCCGGAAUUUCCCAUGGAACAGAGAUAUGAGUUGCAGACAUUCAAACUGCCUGAACCUGUCCUAUGCGUCGGAGGGUUUUUAAAGGUCGAACUCAUAGGGAUGGCGGAAAGGGAUACAGAAGAUAACAUGUACUAUCACCGCCUCAUGAGUGUGAACAUUUAUGGUCACUCUUUAAAACCAGCCUUCGAUGUUAGGACAACAGAAGGAGGGGAAAUGCAAGUGACCUGCAAUGCUUCAGAAGUACAUAAUGUUCUGAGGCGAAUCCCUAUGUUUUUUGUGGCCCGCAACUACGCGAUGCUUGAGGAUAAAGUUUACCAGGACUUUCUACAGGAGGGUUCAACGACCGCGGCACAAAUACUAACUAUGAUAGAUGAAGUGAUGCAUGAUGCACAAUAA
Molecule: messenger RNA, 909 nt
Organism: Andrographis paniculata
Lineage: Eukaryota; Viridiplantae; Streptophyta; Magnoliopsida; Lamiales; Acanthaceae
Product: F-box protein At4g00755-like
Exons: 4
Coding region: 1-909 (302 amino acids)
Source: RefSeq, a predicted model, not a curated record